Messenger RNA from Camelina sativa (false flax), 2432 nucleotides. The record is from RefSeq and is a predicted model, not a curated record. NCBI's taxonomy places the organism in Eukaryota, Viridiplantae, Streptophyta, Magnoliopsida, Brassicales, Brassicaceae.
UCAAAUUCAUCAAGACCACCAAUUAAUAAAUAAAUAAACGAAGCACAAAGGCAUUAAUUAAUGGAGAAGUGUUGGGAAAUGUCUGCUUAUGGUUUCCUCUUCCUUCUCACCUUCCUUACCAGCCUGAGACCUUCUAUACAGCAACCUAGACCUGAGUACGUCGGUUAUAAAUGCUCUGCAGAUACAUCUAGUUACCUCGAAAACAGCACAUACUCUUCCAAUCUCACCAAGCUUUUGUCCUCUCUUUCUUCGGAAGAGAAUGAUUACUUCUUCUCCAUUGGAUUCCAAAGCCUUACAGUGGGAGAGAAACCGGACUAUGUUUUCGGACUUUACCUCUGCCGUGGAGACUUGUCGCUGGAAGUUUGCCGUGACUGCGUCAAUAUCGCCGUCAAGGACAUUCGGAAUCAGUGCUCAAAUGGGAAGGAAGCUUCGAUUUAUUACGACGAAUGCACACUUCGAUACGCUGACCGUAAUAUUCUCUUGGAUCCUGUACCCAAAUAUGGACAGCUGAUGAGAAACCAACAAACUGUUCCGGCAAACCAAUCAGAUCGGUUCAGUGAAGUAGUCCUCUCUUUGAUGAACGAAGCUGCAAAGGAGGCUGCUGUUAGUCGAAGAAAGUUUGCCUUCAAGAAAGCAAAUUACACAUCGUCCCAAACCGUUUAUGUAAUGGUACAGUGCACGCCUGGUAUAUCAAGGGAGAACUGCUCAAGAUGUCUGCAACAAACAAUCAAGAUAUUGCCACGUGAUACAAUCGGAGCAAGACUUCUUUGGCCAAGUUGUAAUAUAAGGUACGAGCCUAACCUUUUCUACAAUGAAACCGUCAAUCAAGCUUCUCCUCCUCCUCCUACUCAUCGGCAGCCUGAUUCUAUAAAUUGUGUUAUGUCUGAUUCAAGACUUAAUGCAGGAAAAGGAAAAAAAUCGAUAGUGAUAAUCAUAGCGAUAGUUGUGCUGUUAGCCCUUUCUGCUAUGCUUUUCAUAGCUUGUUAUUGUUUCCGUGCAAAGAGAGCCAAGAAAACUUAUGAGACAGCAGCUGCACAUGAUGUUGGAGAUGAUAUUGCAACAGCAGGCUCAUUGCAGUUUGAUUUUAAAGUGAUUGAAGCUGCAACUGAUAAGUUUUCUGAAAGUAACAAACUCGGUCAAGGUGGAUUCGGAGAAGUUUACAAGGGCACAUUUCCUAAUGGGUUACAAGUUGCAGUGAAGAGACUAUCGAAAACAUCAGGACAAGGUGAAAAAGAGUUUAAGAAUGAGGUUAUUGUUGUGGCAAAGCUUCAACACAAAAACCUUGUCAGGCUUCUCGGCUUUUGUUUGGAGAGAGAAGAGAAAAUACUUGUCUACGAGUUUGUGCCUAACAAAAGCCUUGAUUACUUUCUCUUUGACUCGACAAUGAAAAACCAGCUUGAUUGGACAAGAAGGUACAAGAUCAUUAGAGGAAUUGCUAGAGGGAUUCUAUAUCUUCAUCAAGAUUCACGGCUCACAAUCAUACAUCGUGACCUCAAAGCAGGUAACAUCCUCUUGGAUGAUGAUAUGAACCCAAAAGUUGCAGAUUUUGGAAUGGCACGGAUUUUUAAAAUGGACCAAACGGAAGCUAAUACGAGAAGAGUAGUUGGAACCUAUGGAUAUAUGUCUCCGGAAUAUGCCAUGUAUGGCAAAUUCUCCAUGAAAUCAGAUGUGUACAGCUUUGGGAUCUUAGUUCUUGAAAUUAUAAGCGGCAAGAAAAACAUCGGUUCCUAUCAAAUGGAUAGUAGCGAGGGCAAUUUGGUUACAUAUGCUUGGAGAGUAUGGAACAAUGAGUCACCAAUGGAGGUCGUGGAUCCAUCCUUUCAAGACAGCUAUCAAAUAAACGAAAUUACCAGAUGCAUCCAUAUCGCUUUACUAUGUGUUCAGGAAGAAGCUGAAGAUCGUCCAACCAUGUCAACGGUCGUCCAGAUGCUCACUACUAGCUCAAUCGCUCUGGCUGCUCCUCGACCACCUGGAUGUUUCUUUCAGACUAAGCAUGAAAAAUCUGGUCCAUCGAUGGGUUCGUCUGCUCUGUGUUCCGUCGAUGAUGCUUCGAUUACUCAUGUAACUCCUCGCUGAAGACGACGAAACGUUUCACGGAAAUUAUUAAGCAACAACAGUGAAACAAGAUUUUUCUUAAUUAGCCUUCUUCCAUUAUUUUUAAUUUUACAUUAGUGCCCUUCAAGCAAGUGUAAGAUACUUAUUUACUACAAUAUGGGGGCAAAAGAGUGAAGAGACAGUGGCCUAAUUGUUGAUUCUUGGCACUAGGUUUGUUUUGUUGGAACAGAGAUUUGUUAGGUCAGUACGAUAUUGUGUAGAAUUUUGUGAGGAAAAUACUCAAAACAGAGAGAUGAGAAUGAUGUAAGUAAGCAUGUGUGAGUUCCAUGUUUCCCAAAAUGACUCUAAAAGUCUAAUACACACAGUUAUAAAGUUAA